Nanorana parkeri is the source of this 5972-nucleotide messenger RNA. RefSeq names its product SET binding protein 1 (gene SETBP1). The record is from RefSeq and is a predicted model, not a curated record. The coding region runs from base 453 to 5072 and encodes 1539 amino acids. The transcript has 9 exons. Gene Ontology annotation, molecular function: DNA binding. NCBI's taxonomy places the organism in Eukaryota, Metazoa, Chordata, Amphibia, Anura, Dicroglossidae.
AUCUGGAUUUACAACCUCGUAACCGGCCCGGGAGCGGCAACGUUUCGGCGUAUGGGUAAACUGCAGCCCUCAGCAAAUCCUGAGCGCCUGGGAUAAUACCAGCUUCACCUCCCCCCCCCUCCUUUCCCCUCCCCCACCACCACUCUGCCUGCCACCCCCUCUCUUCUCUCUCCUUUCCCCGGGCUGGAUUUCUUUUUUUUUUCCUCCCCUGGACUCGUGGAGCCGCCAUUUUCCCCCCAUCGGAUCCUAUGUGACACAUGACGAUGAUGAUGGCAGUGCCGCAGAGCCCGGGAUGUGAGCGCUCUCCUUGCCUGGAGGACGGAUUCCUCAUUCUCUCCUCCCAUUGCUGAUUUUGGAAUAGCAAAAGCGAUCACUGAAAUACUUUCACCGCUAGAGAACAAUUGGUCAGUCCAAGACCCAUAAACUUUACUUUGCGGCCUGUUGGAUUUGUCAUGGAACAACGUGAAAACGCCAGCGGCAACCGUCAUGGGUGUUGUGAAACGGAUUUCCUGCCGUCCGCCACAUCGGCGAAGGCCCCGGCCAUCUCUGGUUGUGCAGGAGGAGACCCCUUGAUGCCAGCCCCCGGGGCCACCAAGGCCGGUCCAGGGAACGUGGAGUCGAUGGAGCCGGAGGAAGAAGACGAGCUCGGGUCGGGCCGAGACGUGGAUUUAAACUCCAACGCGGACAGUGAGAGGUGGGUUACCGGAGACGGCAUGGAAGAGCAGGAGUUCUCCAUCAAGGAGGCCAACUUUACGGAGGGAAGUCUGAAGCUCAAGAUCCAGACCACCAAGAGGGCCAAGAAGCCCCCGAAAAACCUGGAGAACUACAUUUGCCCUCCAGAGAUUAAAAUCACCAUAAAGCAGUCGGGAGAUCAAAAACUCUCCAAGGCUGGGAAGGCCGGCAAAGCCACAAAGGACGACGAGAGGGUUCACGUGAGAAAGAAGACUCUGACAGCCACAGACAUGGCAGCCAAUGACAGCGAGGGGGAACAGCCUGAUGUACAUGAAAAGGUACAGAAACAUUCUGGACUGCAUUACGACUCCGGAGUUCCUCCAGUCAUCACCAGUGACACCUUAAAACCAAAGCACCAGCAGAAAAGUAACCAGCAUCAUCUUGACUGGUUGCCAAGUUCAGGCCCUGGAGCCUCAGCGCAGAGCAGCUUCCUGGAUGCCGAAACUGGCAAGGAGGCACCUAAUGCCACCAAGAGUCCCAGGCCAGAAAUGGCUUCCCCAUUUCUCAAGUCUCAGUCAAAGAAAACGAAUGCGGGUGGGAGUCCUUGGACUAAGAUUUCAAACGCAAAGGAUAAUUCAGCUUCCAGUGCCCUUCCAUCACCAAGCAGCAACAGCAUUUUAUCGGUAGCUAACGUUUCCGAGCCAAGUAGCGGUCUGUCAACAUUGGAGGACCAAAAAGGUGGGGACUCAAAGGAGCAGCCUUUGUGUACUGCAAAAAAGAAAGGCGGCAAAAAGGAGGCGAGUCAAGCUGUACAGGCAGGAGAACACGAAAGAGGGAAAAAUAAUCCAAAAGUAAGUGACCAUAAAAGUCAUGAAACUGUGGACAAUAAGAAGGAUGCUGAUGGUUCAGCAGCUGUGCAACAACGGCAAGAUGCAACUCCUGCAAAUGGUGGUGAGACGGAUUCAAGCCAUGUGAGGAUCGCACUUCCUAUUAAAUCUGCACCGGUGGAUCCACCCUUGAAUAGACGGAAGAAAAAACAGUCUUUGAAGCCAGCCUUGGUGAAAAAAAUGCCAGAUGAGGACCAGCAUUGUGGGAGGCCAUCAAUGAACGAAGUGAGCAACCAAACAAUUACUCAGCCCCAACUAGCCAGGAAGGAUAACAGAGUGGCUAAACAGGGUAAACUUAUGAGUAAUGAUAUGCCAUCAAAGUCGCAAGAAAUGAAUGGAAGUGUGGGGAAAACCUUUGUAAGCGGCAUAACCCGUCUGCAGAAAUCUGCUGCUGCUCCUCCUGUCUCAAAAGCCAUUUCCGAGAGCUCCAGAUCGAAAGUGCCCGAUUUGCAACACCCCAAAUUUGCCGCCAAGAAAAGAUGGGCAUGUGGAAAGCCUAAGAUAAAUGCUCAUGAAAAUUCUGUUUCACAUUCUGAAAAAAUGGUGGUGGAUCCACCCUCUGCCUACCCAAUAACCCCCUCUAGCCCGCUUUAUACAAAUACAGAUAGCCUUACAGUAAUUACGCCAGUGAAGAAAAAAAGGGGUAGACCAAAGAAACAGCCUUUGCUUACUGUUGAGACGAUCCACGAAGGAACGUCUACAAGUCCAGUAAGUCCCAUUAAUAGAGAGUUCCCUGGAAUCAAGAAAAGAAAGGGGAGGCAUUCCCUCUCUGAGUUGGUCCAAAUGCCAUCUGCGACGGAAAAGAACAUUGGCGAGUUAGAUUUUCACAAAAAGGUUGGAAAGCUUGGAAUGUUAGAUAAGAAAACCAUAAGAACAAUCAACAAGAUGAAAACACUUAAAAGAAAAAAUAUCCUAAACCAAAUUCUGUCUUGCUCAAGCAGCAUUGCCUUGAAAUCGAAAUCUCAGCCACAGUCCAACGCAAUAGGAACCGUAACUACAACUCUUGAUGCUAGGUUAGGCAAGCAGAUUAAUGUUAGUAAGAGGGGAACAAUCUACAUAGGGAAGAAAAGGGGGAGAAAGCCAAGAGCAGAGCAGGUUCCCCAACAAAAUGAACACAGAACAGCCAUCAAACCAACCAGGCCUGUUUCUAACCAGCCCGAAAUCCCAACAGUGCCUUCUAACUUGCAGUCAUUUGCGGCAUCUUCACCAGCAGCUAUUCACAGUUUUACAACCCAGCUAGUAGGUUCUAAUGGAAACCUUAGCCCUGCCAGCACUGAUACGAUGUUUUCAGAUUUAAAAACAAUGCCAAAUCUUCAGCCAAUCAGUGCUCUUCCAACAAAAAUCCAGAAAGGAAUCCAUAGCAGCUCUUGGAAGUUGUCUCCACCGCGGUUAUUGGCUCACUCCCCUUCUCACCUCUGUGAGAUUGGCUCCCUAAAGGAAGUCACACUGUCCCCUGUGAGUGAGUCACACAGUGAGGAAACCAUCCCAAGUGACAGCGGUAUUGGCACAGACAACAAUAGCACUUCUGACCAAGCCGAGAAGGGAUCAGAAUCCCGUAGACGGUACUCCUUUGAUUUUUGUUCCCUGGACAACCCAGAGGUUAUCCCAUCUGAAACCAGCACAAAAAGCAAACAUGGCCACCGGCAGAAGCAUCUCAUUGUUGACAACUUUCUUGUCCAUGAAAGUGUUAAAAAGCCAAAGCACAAAAGAAAGCGGAAGGGUUUGCAGAACAGGGACAAUUUGCAGUUUCUUGCAGACCUUGAAGACCUGAUUAACAAGUUUCAAGUCUUUAGAAUUUCCCACCGAAGUUACAGCUUCUACCAUGAAAAUCCUUAUCCCAGUAUCUUCAGGAUCAACUUUGAUCACUAUUACCCUGUGCCAUAUAUUCAGUACGACCCCUUGCUCUACCUUCGCCGGACCUCUGACAUGAAAUCAAAGAAAAAGCGUGGUAGACCUGCCAAAACCAAUGACACCAUGACAAAGGUGCCUUUUUUGCAAGGGUUUGGAUACCCCAUUCCCAGUGGAAGUUACUAUGCACCAUAUGGAAUGCCUUACACAUCAAUGCCUAUGAUGAACCUUGGUUAUUAUGGUCAGUAUCCAGCUCCUUUGUAUAUGUCUCAUACGCUAGGAGCAACUUCUCCGUUUAUGAGGCCCCCUGUUCCACCACCCCAGUUUCAUACAUCUUCUCAUAUGAAGAUGUCUACAGUCGCCAAGCAUAAGACAAAACACGGAGUACACCUACAGUCAUCAGUAGGUAUGGGCUUAGGAGACAUGGCUCCUAAAACAGGAACAGUUGGACUUUCAAGCAGCCGGCUCCACAAACGAAAACACAAACAUAAGCACAAGCAUAAGGAUGAUCGCAUCCUUGGGGGACACAGUGAUUUCGGUGGAUUUUUUUCUGCCAAGUCCACAAGCUUUUCAGGUCACACCACAAACGACAAACUCAGUCCUUCCAAUAAGGAUCUUUCCUCCGUCAAUGAGAAAAGCAAACACAAAGAACGACAGAAGCACCAGCAUUGUGAAAAUGGACAGCGAGGUCCAAAGUCAACGUUUGAGGUGGACACGCUUUCGUCCUUGUCACUUUCAGAUGGUCAGCACUGGACUCAGUCCAAGGACAAAAAUGACUUGAGCAGUGAAGCUGUUGAUAGCUGCUUGAAAAGGUACUCUGGAAAUGACUGCGGUGGCCGAGUGGACUCUUCUGACCUGUUUGGGGACAUUAAUUCAUCCGGUGAUAGGAGGGAUGGUGACCUGAGUGGGAAUAAAAGACGGACCUUUGAAGGUUUUGGUUCCUACAGAGAAAAGGACCUUCAGUCGUUUCGAAUGAACAGGAAGGACAGGAAUGCAUUUGAUUCUUCUGGAUCAAGUGGAAACCCCAAUGCUCACCAGAAAGCCGACCAGAUUUCUCAGCAUAACAGAAAUGAUACUACAUCUUCCAACAACUUGACCAAAAGGAAGCCAGCAGCCGAAUCUGCCUCCGUGCCUCCAAACCCUCUCCUAUCCUUCUUCUCAUCAUCCAACAAAUCAGCCAACGCCUCACUUCGAAACCGCUUCAAACGAUGUGAGAUCGAAGCCAUCCAGUCUGAGGUGAGGAAAAUGUGCAACUACGAUAAACUCCUGUCCACCAAAAAGAACAUGGAUCACGUGAACAAAAUCCUAAAGGCCAAGAGGUUACAGAGACAAUCCAAGACCGGCAAUAACUUUGUGAAAAAAAAGCGAGGCCGCCCUAGGAAACAGCCCAUCUUGUUCGAUGAUGACUCCAGAGACCAAAUGCCCAUCCUGGAAAAAUGCGUCGACCUCCCCAACAAACGAGGUCAAAGGUUCCACUCCCAGGAGCAGCAGGGGAAAUGUCAGGAUACGGUAAUGGACACCAUCGAGGCCGUCAUACACAUGGCCAGAGAAACUCAAAAUCCCCGCUUGCAGAAUUCCCGCGGGAAGCGGAGACUCGUCGAAGAGGAGGAAGUCAAGACAAAGCGCCAUCGAAAGAGACGAGGGGAAUCGGACAUUUCUCACUAAUAAGCGUCACCUUUGAGUUGAUAAUCAGGCUGACCGUAGACUUUAAUGGGGUAGAAUAACCUCCUACUGAGGCUGCAGCACCCAAUCUUUUUUUUUUAAUGUUACAGGAUGACAGCUUUUUACAGUGGGGUUUUGUACGGCUUUUGACUCUAGACUUCAAACCUCUAUUUUCAUGCUAUGUCAUAUGUUAUGUCGUGUGUAGAAAAAAAACGACGACGGCUUGUUUUUGGAUGUGGCUUUUCGUUCCAGGAUACUGAACUAGGCUUCUGAUUUCUGGUGGAAGGUUGGUCUUUACUGGAAAGUUGCAAUCCCUUCAUUUUCACUCAUAGAACAAACGGUUUCUAACGGCCAGUGACAAUGGGGAAGAAAAAAAAACAGAAGCUAUCUGUAGGAAAAAUAGGACCUUGCUUAUAUUAUAACCCCCAGCUAUGCCUGCUCAGUCAGGUUGUAAUAUAGGUGAGGUCAUCUUUAAACUGCCAAUCUUUCCAUAGUAGGACACACUGUGUUGACAAGUCCCCUUCCUAAUUUCUUAGAUUGAUGACACAGAUUUACAUGUACCUCAGACUACAUGUAGACAUCGAUGUGUAUGAAAUUUGUUGGAAAUAUCAACUGAUAUGUAUCUUUUUCAUAUGAUACUCUGAAUGGAAUAUCGACACUAAGUGGUCUCGGCCUUACCUAGCUGGACCAUGUGUCCCAUCAUGAAGCAUAGAUAGGCCUUUUGUUUUAUUUUGAUUUUUUUAGUUUCUUUAAUAUGAGAUGUUGAAUAAGCUAAAGUCUAGGAGAUGCCUUCUUUCAAGUAUAUCAUUAGAAAACCAAUUUAUCUGAAUGUUUAUCCAGUAUGUAACCUAAUGUUUGCCGUGCUCAGAUGUUUUUAUUUUCCAUACUUUGAUGCCUUCUCUG